Molecule: messenger RNA, 1867 nt
Organism: Rhododendron vialii
Lineage: Eukaryota; Viridiplantae; Streptophyta; Magnoliopsida; Ericales; Ericaceae
Product: mRNA-decapping enzyme-like protein
Exons: 8
Coding region: 332-1438 (368 amino acids)
Biological process (GO): positive regulation of catalytic activity; deadenylation-dependent decapping of nuclear-transcribed mRNA; deadenylation-independent decapping of nuclear-transcribed mRNA
Cellular component (GO): P-body
Molecular function (GO): mRNA binding; enzyme activator activity
Source: RefSeq, a predicted model, not a curated record
AGACUAGUAGAUUCUAGAGGCCAGUCUGUAGUCAUUCUCAAGGACACGACCCGCUUCAUUUCGGAAGCUCCCCACUCCCAAGCACCAACUCCCUAGGACUAUCCUUUUUGAGCAGUUCUAGUAAAAGUUUUUGACCCGCAAAUCCACCCCCUCCUCUCUCUCUCUCUCUCUCUCUCUCUCUCUCUAAGCCCCCACAGCUACCAAGCUCUCUCUCUCUCUCUCUCUCUCUCUCUCUCUCUACACUGGAUCUGUAACUGGAUCAGAACAGUAAUCUCUCUCCAGCUGUACUCCGUCUAGGGUUUAGGGUUUCCACCACCGCAAAAAAAAAAAAAUGUCUCAGACCGGUAAAUUGAUGCCGAAUCUGGACCAGAACAGCACCAAAGUACUCAACCUCACCGUCCUCCAGCGAAUGGAUCCCUACAUCGAAGAGAUCCUGAUCACAGCCGCCCACGUCACCUUCUACGAAUUCAACAUCGAUCUCAACCAAUGGAGUCGCAAGGACGUGGAGGGGUCUUUGUUUGUGGUCAAGAGGAACACUCAGCCUCGGUUUCAGUUCAUUGUCAUGAACCGGCGAAAUACAGAUAACCUUGUAGAGAACCUCCUUGGUGAUUUUGAGUUUGAGCUUCAAGCUCCAUAUCUUUUGUACCGGAACGCUGCCCAAGAAGUUAAUGGAAUUUGGUUCUACAAUCAGCGGGAAUGCGAGGAAGUUGCAAACCUCUUCAAUAGGAUACUCAGUGCAUACUCAAAGGUCCCUUCGAAGCCAAAAUCUCCAAAUAAAAGUGAGUUUGAGGAACUUGAAGCAGUCCCAACCACUGCAGUGAUUGAAGGGCCACUGGAACCAUCAUUUACUGCCCCCACUUCCGCUGAUGUCCCUGAAGAUUCUUCCUUUGUGAACUUCUUUAAUACGGCUGUGAAUAUCGGUAAUAACACUCCCGGUAUAUUACACUCUGGACAACCCUACCAUAUUUCUCCCAACCUUCCUUUAUCAACUCACAUUCCUAGUGUUGCUCCCUCCCCUAUUCCGGUCCUUAAUGUGCCAUCUGCUCCUUACUCAGCUUCAUCCGCACCUCUGGUCCCACUACACGACACCCCUGACUCAAUUAACAAUCGGGUCACCAAUCUCGUCAAGCCCUCUUCUUUCUUUACUCCCCCUUCUUCUUCUGCCCCUGUGUUGAUGACUCCACCUCUAUCUUUAUCUUUUCCAACUUCGUCGUUUCAUCCCCCUUUGAAUCAACAACAACGUCCCCAUGGUACUCCGGUGCUUCAACCCUUUCCACCACCCACACCCUCGCCAUUACUAACUCCUGCUUCUGCUAUGGCUCCGAAUCACGGGCCAGCUAGCAGAGAGAAAGUUCGCGAUGCGCUUCUAAUGCUUGUUCAGGACAAUCAAUUCAUCGACAUGGUCUACCAAGCAUUGCUGAAAGUGCACCAAUCGUGACUGCUACAACAUCGAGUUGGGUUAUGUCUAUAGACCAAGAGAGUACAUGAUGCAUGUAGGAUCGGAUCUGUACAUAUGUUGUUUACUCGCCUCAUGUGAUUGGAAGUUACUACGCUAAUCCUCUUUGAAGAUUUCACCUGCCUGGUUUGUUCAAUAUGUUACAUUUCAUUACCUUUUUCUGCGCUGUUGAAAUCUGAUGUUUGGUAUAGCAGACUUGGGUAAUCCCAAUUCCAGUUGAUUAGGGCAUUCCAAAUGCAUGAUGUCAGUUCUGUAGAGUUUUCUGGACUCAGCUAGAAAAUAAACUUGUCUGGAGUAGAUUUUGCAUGUUUGACAAUUUCCAAAUUUUGGUAAUUUCUGUUUUUCUUUUUCUGGAUUUAUGUAAGUGGAACUGUGAAAUGCAAAGAAAAGGGUGGGGUUAUUGGGUCUUUA